Molecule: messenger RNA, 1722 nt
Organism: Styela clava
Lineage: Eukaryota; Metazoa; Chordata; Ascidiacea; Stolidobranchia; Styelidae
Product: casein kinase II subunit alpha
Biological process (GO): peptidyl-serine phosphorylation; peptidyl-threonine phosphorylation; regulation of cell cycle
Cellular component (GO): nucleus; protein kinase CK2 complex; cytosol
Molecular function (GO): ATP binding; protein serine/threonine kinase activity
Source: RefSeq, a predicted model, not a curated record
AUUCAAUACUGUCGUGAAACUUCUUCAAAUUGUUUCGUUCAGCUUUAUAGAGAAUUUUGGGUUAGGUUUUCCACAGUAACUCACAGAAAUUUUUCUGCUGAUGCUUGCAUAUGGCAACACCGAGUCGUGCCAGGAUUUAUCCUGAGGUCAAUACUCACAGACCAAGAGAUUACUGGGAUUAUGAAUCACAUGUUGUUGAUUGGGGCAGAAGCCAAGAUGAUUUUCAACUUGUGAGGAAACUUGGCCGAGGUAAAUACAGCGAAGUAUUUGAAGCAAUCAAUGUCACAAAUAAUGACAAAGUUGUUGUGAAAAUUUUGAAGCCUGUGAAAAAGAAAAAGAUUAAGAGAGAGAUUAAAAUCUUACAAAAUCUCAGAGGAGGUCCCAAUGUCAUCACAUUGCUUGACAUUGUAAAAGAUCCUGUUUCAAGGACCCCUGCACUUGUCUUUGAACAUGUAAAUAACAUUGACUUCAAGCAAUUGUACCAGACAUUAACUGACUAUGACAUACGUUGUUAUAUGUUUGAAAUCCUCAAGGCACUGGAUUUUUGUCACAGUAUGGGAAUAAUGCACAGAGAUGUUAAACCUCAUAAUGUAAUGAUCGAUCACGAAAGUCGAAAACUCAGACUGAUUGACUGGGGCCUUGCUGAAUUCUAUCAUCCAAGUCAGGAGUACAAUGUCAGAGUUGCAUCAAGAUAUUUUAAAGGACCCGAGCUUUUAGUGGAUUACCAGUAUUAUGACUAUUCACUUGACAUGUGGAGUUUAGGCUGCAUGUUGGCUUCCAUGAUAUUUAGAAAAGAACCAUUUUUCCACGGACACGACAACUAUGAUCAGUUGGUUCGAAUUGCAAAAGUUCUUGGCACUGAAGAUUUAUACGAUUAUAUUGAAAAAUACAACAUAGAACUUGAUCCCAGAUUCAAUGACAUUCUUGGAAGACAUUCGAGAAAGAGGUGGGAAAGAUUUAUUCACACUGACAACCAGCAUCUGGUCAGCCCAGAAGCAUUAGAUUUUCUUGACAAAUUGUUACGAUACGAUCAUCAGACACGACUGACUGCUCAAGAAGCAAUGGAACAUCCUUAUUUCUUCCCUGUAGUGAAAAUGCAACAAGCAGGAAUGUCAUCUGCUAAUCUGCAAUCUUCCUCUACACAACUGCCACAAGAUCUUGGAUCAGGUUAGAUCAUCGCACCGUUUAGGGGGUGGAAGUGUUGGUGGAAAUACGAGUAACAUAUCCAGCUCUAUACCAGGACAAAGUGCUUCACAAAGUGGAAUGCCUCAGCAGUAGAUAACAGAUAGUGCACAAUUCCUCAUAUUAAUGCUGAUAUUACUGCUAUAUUAGAUAUUACUUUUCCUACUACUUUCUUUUUGGUGACUGUGACUGACUCUUUGUUCAUCUUGUUGUAAUUAGAUUUGCUGCCAAUGAGAAUUUGGCAUCUAACUUUCCGGACUAGGUUAUGAUUACAACAAAUGUCAACUAGUAGUUUUUUGGUUAUCUGUUUUAUUGUCCUGUAGUAAGAAUUUGUGCAUGUGGUCUUUGUGAUGGUAUUGAUAUUUAUUUCAACUAGUUUUUAGAAACCAAAAUUUGUUCUCACACAAAAGCUGUUGUGCCAUUUUUGAUUUUUCUCUCCUGCAUUUUCUAUAUUGUUUUGAUUUGUGUCGCUUCCAACUUACCGCUCAUCGUCUCUCUGUAUCAAACAUGCUUGCUAAAAUACGUAAAUGGUGAACGAUA